ACGUACCACGAGCUACCAAUUAUAGGAUGCAUGAAUUAUGGCUGCAGGUUCCUUUAUUCAAGGUUGCUUCUGGUCAAUGGGCUUGUAAAUUGUAUUCAUACAAUCACAUUUGGCUAUAAAUAGUGGGGGGAAUUUGCCAUCUCUACCAGCACAGAGUCUGUACAGAGAGGAGAUCUAACAAUGGAUAGGCUCUGUGUAUUUAGCAGCAUUGUUCUCUUUCUGGGGGUGCUCACAGGGACAAGAGGAGCAUCAGCUGCUUGGCUCCAAGCCCAUGCAACCUUUUAUGGUGGAAGUGAUGCUUCAGGAACUAUGGGUGGUGCAUGUGGUUAUGGCAAUCUUUAUAGCGAUGGUUAUGGAGUAAAGACUGCAGCGCUGAGCACGGCUUUGUUCAACAAUGGCAAGGCAUGUGGUGGCUGCUAUCAGAUGGUGUGUGACGCAACCAAGGUGCCCCAGUGGUGCCUCAAGGGCACAUCUAUUACCAUCACCGCUACCAACUUCUGCCCACCGAAUUACGCUCUCCCUAGUGAUAAUGGCGGGUGGUGCAAUCCUCCAAGGCCUCACUUUGACAUGUCUCAACCUGCUUUCGAGUCUAUAGCAAAAUACAGGGCUGGAAUUGUACCAAUUCUUUAUAGGCAAGUUCGAUGCAAGAGAAGUGGAGGCAUGAGGUUCACCAUAAAUGGAAGGGAUUACUUCGAGCUAGUUCUGAUAUCCAAUGUGGGAGGAGCUGGAGAGAUCUCUAAGGUGUGGAUUAAAGGGUCCAAAGCCAAUAACUGGGAAGCCAUGACCAGGAACUGGGGCUCAAACUGGCAGAGUCUGAAAUACCUGAACGGCCAGAGCUUGUCCUUUAGAGUCCAAACCAGUGACGGGAAGACCCUCACAGCCCUCAAUGUGGCACCUUCAAACUGGAAGUUUGGCCAGUCUUUCACCACAAAUGUUCAAUUCUGAAGUCCCUUGUAUACUAUCAUACUACGGUUUUGUUGUUUCUUCCUGUAUUUAGUUUGCAACUUGGGGGGUUGUGGCUGAUCCUUUCUUUGAUGAAGCCCACCUCAUCAAAAAUAAAAUUCAACUCUAAACCAGACCCAUUCAAUAAAAUCCUUUCUUUGAUUUUUUUUUUUCCUCUUAA
Messenger RNA from Vitis riparia (riverbank grape), 1123 nucleotides. Its product is annotated as putative expansin-A17. The coding region runs from base 181 to 945 and encodes 254 amino acids. The transcript is spliced from 3 exons. The record is from RefSeq and is a predicted model, not a curated record. Gene Ontology annotation, biological process: plant-type cell wall organization. Lineage: Eukaryota; Viridiplantae; Streptophyta; Magnoliopsida; Vitales; Vitaceae. Gene Ontology annotation, cellular component: extracellular region.